AUCAACCUAUACUUGUUAGGAUAGGGAAAUUUUUGUAGUUAGAGAGACUGAAGCGCCGCGAGGCUUUCCAUUGACGUUGACCAGCGGCCGCUCGCUCUAAUAUGUACUCGCUUGGCGUGCACGGCCAGGUGGCUGCGCCUAGCGUUGCCUCUGCUGCUAGCUCGCGGCCGGCAGUUGUCCCCCGCAACGUGCAGUCUCGCCCAGCUGCGGCCCCCACUCGGCCUGCGACCCAUUCGACGCUGCCUGUUUCGCCUAUUAAGUAUCAGCAGCAGCGUACUUCUAGCGUCGUCGCUAUGGCUUCGGCGGGCGCGAAGCAAAGUGCCGAGGUGCCCAUCGCGGAGCUGCGCACGCUGUGCACAAAGGCGCUGAAAACUCUGAGUUACACCGCUGACGAAAUUGAGAUUCUGAAUGACGUCCUCUUCUAUGCCCAGCUGCGUGACAACAACCAGGGCAUUGUCAAAAUCACAUCGGGGGGCCUGAACAAGUCGCCUGCGGCCCGCCCGCCGGUGGUUGAGAAGGAGACGCGGCUGUCCGCGCUCAUCAACGGCAACAACAGCGCGGGCAUGCUGGUGCUGCACAAGGCCACCCAGAUGGCCAUUGAGCGCGCCCGGGGCCAGGGCUUCGGCAUCGUGGGCACCAACCACACGCCCAGCAGCACGGGCGCGCUGGGCUACUACGUGGACCUCAUCUCGCGCCAGGGCCUGAUCGGCAUCGUGCUGGCACAGUCGCCCGAGUUCGUGGCCCCCCACGGCGCCAAGCAGCCCAUCUUCGGCACCAACCCCAUCGGCAUCUCCAUCCCCGCGCAGGAGGGCGCUGUGACCAUGGACAUGGCCACUGCCGCCUACGCCUGGUUUGGGCUGCUGGAGGCCAAGGCGGCGGGCCGGCCCAUCCCGGGCGACGUGGCCAUGAACGCGGAGGGGCAGGCCACCACCGACCCCAACGAGGUGCUGCAGGGCGGAGCCAUCCGCGUGUUCGACAAGUCCUACAAGGGCUCCAACCUGGCCCUGAUGGUGGAGCUGCUGGCGGGGCCGCUGGUGGGUGCGGCCGUGGCCGACAAGCUGGAGGAGAAGAACUGGGGCAACCUGGUGGUGGCCAUCGACCCCGGCCUGCUUGGGGAGCCCGAUGAGAUCAAGCGCCGGGUGCAGGUGGUGCUGGACCGGGUCCGCGGCGCUGAGAAGCUGCCGGGUGUGGAGGAGAUCCUCAUGCCGGGGGAGCGCGGCAACCGCAAGGCCAACGCGCGCAUCGCGGCGGGCGUGAUGCCGCUGGAGGUGAACCUGCUGUCCCAGCUGCGCGCCAUGGCCGCCAAGUACGACAGCCAGGGCAGCCCGCCCGCCUCGCCCGCCAAGCUGAGCGUGGCCACCCGCCUGGUGCACCCCAAGACCAAGGUGAACGACCCGUACGGCGCCUCCAUGCCGCCUCUGUGGCAGACCGCCACCUUCGCGCAGCCCAGCGCCACCACCUUUGGCGAGUACGACUACACGCGCAGCGGCAACCCCACACGCACAUGCCUGGAGGAGCAAUUUGCGGAGCUGGAGGGUGGCGACCGCGCCUUCGCCUUCACGUCGGGUAUGGCGGCGCUGGCGGCGGUGUGCAAGCUGGUCAAGACCGGCGAGCACAUCGUGGCGGGCGAGGACAUCUACGGCGGCACCAGCAGGCUGCUCAUGCAGGUGGUCCCCAACGCCGGCGUGUCCGUCACCAACGUGGACAUGACCGACCUCGAGGCUGUCCGCGCCGCCAUCCAGCCCGGCCGCACCAAGCUGGUGCUGGUGGAGAGCCCCACCAACCCGCGCAUGCAGAUCUGCGACAUCGCAGCCAUCGCAGCCAUGUCGCGGGCGGCCGGCGCCGUCACGUGCGUGGACAACUCCAUCAUGGCGCCCGUGUUCCAGCGACCCCUGGAUCUGGGUGCUGACAUCAGCAUGACCUCGGGCACCAAGUUCGUGGGCGGGCACGGCGACGUGACGCUGGGCCUGCUCACAGUCAAGGGCGAGGAGCUAGCCAAGCGGGUCUACUUCUUGCAGAACGCCGAGGGCGCGGGCCUGGCUCCUUUCGACUGCUGGCUGGCCCUGCGCGGCCUCAAGACCAUGGCGCUGCGCAUGGACCGUUCCGCAGACAACGCGGCGGCGCUGGCCGAGUUCCUGGCCCGCCACCCGCUGGUCAAGAAGGUCAAUUACCCCGGGCUUCCCUCCUCGGACGGGCACGCGCUGCACAUGCGCCAGGCCACCAGCGGCGGCUCGCUGCUCAGCUUCGAGACCGGCAGCGUGGAGGCCAGCAAGAUCAUUGUGGAGGCCACUCAGCUGUACAAGGUGACGGUAUCGUUCGGCAACGUCAACAGCCUCAUCAGCCUGCCCUGCUACAUGUCGCACGCCUCCAUCCCCGCCGAGGUGCGCGCCGCCCGCGGCCUGCCCGACGACCUGGUGCGCAUCAGCACUGGCAUCGAGGACGCGCGCGACCUCAUCGCCGACCUGGACCAGGCCAUGAAGCUGGCGAUGGAGAAGACCGGCUUCCGCCCCGCCGCCCCCUCCACCUCCACCUCCGCCCCCAGCACCAGCGCGGCUGCGCCCGUGACCUACAGCUUCAGGCCGGGGCAGCCGCAGCAGCAGGGCGGCAACGGCACCGCGGCGGCGGCCAAGGCGGCGGCGGCGCCGCUGACGGCGGGCGUGCCGGCGUCGGACCGGGAGCAGUGGCUGAUGGAGCGCAUCAGCAGCCUGGAGAGCCAGCUGGCGUCGCGCCAGUCGCAGUCCGGGGGCCAUCACUGAGGCGAGCGUGUGCCUGGGGAGACGUGCACUAGUGCCGGCGUUGGUGCCGCUGCUUUUCCAGCGGGUGCGCUGCGCCAUGGAGCUGCAACAGGCUGCUGCAGGUGCAGGCGCGCGUGAGCACGACCCGCAUGUGUGUGUGUAUGUGUGUGUGUGUGCGUGUGUGUGUGUGUGUAUAUAAGCAGGCUGGGCCGAGUGAUUGCGGCGAGCCGUUCACAUGCUGGGUAACGCAGCGUGGUAGUGCAGGGUGGGAGCACUGGUGGGGGCAGCGCAGGUGACGACAUGUUGCAUGGGCGGUCUCGUCACGUGGGGGGGGCUUCAAGACAUGGUGGUAGAAAGCCAAGGGGUCUAGACCCGCGCGCGAAUGAACACCGUAUCAUAUCGUUACACCCGCUGGGAACGCGUUCUUGACUGAUAUUGCUUCUCAGCUGGGGAUAGGGAGAGGGGCCAGGACUUGCAGCAGGUUUUUACGGCGCCGAUGGCGUGUUGACCUUGCAUUCGUUCGGAGGCAGCACGCAUGAGGACUUGCUGUCGAGGGUUGGUGAUGAUGUUGCUUCGGCGCAGACGCGUCGCGGGCGGUGUGGGACAAGGCGUGCCUUCACGUUGGUGAGUGCACCGUGUGAACACCAGUGUGGGAAUGUCACAUGAAUUGGGGGCAUGGGUGGUGGACUGGUGGUACCUCGGACCCUGCAGGAAUGCAGUGCGUGGUGGAUGUAAUUCGAACCGUGA
Molecule: messenger RNA, 3482 nt
Organism: Chlamydomonas reinhardtii
Lineage: Eukaryota; Viridiplantae; Chlorophyta; Chlorophyceae; Chlamydomonadales; Chlamydomonadaceae
Exons: 16
Coding region: 591-2756 (721 amino acids)
Biological process (GO): transsulfuration; 'de novo' L-methionine biosynthetic process
Cellular component (GO): cytoplasm
Molecular function (GO): oxidoreductase activity; pyridoxal phosphate binding
Source: RefSeq, a predicted model, not a curated record